Frankliniella occidentalis (western flower thrips) is the source of this 1996-nucleotide messenger RNA. It is a transcript of the gene Pka-R1, whose product is annotated as cAMP-dependent protein kinase type I regulatory subunit. Gene Ontology annotation, biological process: regulation of protein phosphorylation. Gene Ontology annotation, cellular component: cAMP-dependent protein kinase complex. Gene Ontology annotation, molecular function: cAMP-dependent protein kinase regulator activity. The record is from RefSeq and is a predicted model, not a curated record. Lineage: Eukaryota; Metazoa; Arthropoda; Insecta; Thysanoptera; Thripidae.
GAGCAGGCUCACGAUGCCAAGCAGGCGGCCGCCUCGCCCGAGGACACGGAGGACCUCUCGCCGCUGCCGGCCCAGGCGGCGCAGCCGGCCCGGCGCAGAGGAGGCAUAUCAGCCGAGCCGGUCUCGGAGGAGGACGCCACCAGCUACGUCAAGAAGGUGGUGCCCAAGGACUACAAGACCAUGGCCGCCCUGAGCAAGGCCAUCGCCAAGAACGUGCUCUUCUCGCACUUGGACGAGAACGAGCGCUCCGACAUUUUCGACGCCAUGUUCCCCGUCAACUUCCUGCCGGGCGAGGGCAUCAUCCAGCAGCACGACGAGGGUGACAACUUCUACGUCAUCGACCAGGGGGAGGUCGAGGUGUACGUCAACAACGAGAUGGUGACAACGAUCGGCGAGGGUGGCAGCUUCGGUGAGCUGGCGCUCAUCUACGGCACGCCCCGCGCCGCCACCGUCCGCGCCAAGACGGACACCAAGUUGUGGGGCAUCGACCGGGACUCGUACCGCCGCAUCCUCAUGGGCUCCACCAUCCGGAAGCGCAAGAUGUACGAAGAGUUCCUGUCCCGGGUCUCCAUCCUCGAGAGCCUGGACAAGUGGGAGCGCCUGACGGUGGCGGACGCGCUAGAGCCCGUCUCGUUCUCCGACAAGGAGACCAUCGUCCGGCAGGGCGAGCCCGGCGACGACUUCUACAUCAUCGUGGAGGGCACGGCCAUGGUGCUACAGUACCGCGCCGAGGGCGAGGACCCCGUCGAGGUGGGCCGCCUCGGCCAGUCAGACUACUUCGGUGAAAUCGCGCUGCUGCUGGACCGGCCGCGCGCCGCCACCGUCACUGCCAAGGGACCUUUAAAAUGCGUUAAACUCGACCGCGCCAGGUUCGAGCGCGUUUUGGGACCGUGCGCCGAUAUUUUGAAGAGGAAUAUCACCCAGUACAACAGUUUUGUGUCAUUGUCUGUGUAGUGUGUUAUCGACAAAUGCAUGAGACGGUCUGUACUUUAAAAAAGACACAAUUAAUCCAUGUCUCCCCCACCCCCUUCCCCCCCUCUGAGAUACCUGAUAAGUGGCCCUCUUGAUGUCGGUGAAAGCUGUAAAAGAACCAAAAUUAUCAUUGGUCAGCUGCUUUUAAGAUUGAGACUUUGUCAAAGAUGCCCACAUAGUGCCACACACUGAAGGACUAUCCUAAUGACUGACAGUCAUUCACUGUUAAACAAUUUUAAUCUCUUUUAAUGUGACACUUGGUAAAACAUGGCUGUUUGUUUUACUAUGCUGAAAUUUGUAACAGCGUAUUAACCAUCAAUAUUUUGAGAUUUGCUGUAUUAUUUUUUUUGAAAUGUCUUUCCUAAGGAAACAAGCAGAGAGACAUUUUGGACUAAAGAUCACUAGGCACUUGUUUCUGAUGAAAGAAAUGACUCAUGGUUGUCAGUAGCAAUAUAAGUGUGACCAAACAGAAACAUUGGCAACCAGCCCUUCUAUCGUAGCCACCUAUUUGGCAAAUUCAAGACUGCUUGUAACAUGUAAACAGUCAUUGCUUCCUAAAGAACACUGGCGAUGUGCUUUAGUGACUAACUGUUAUAGUCUAAACUAGAGAUUGUGUUAUGAUUGCAUUCAGUAGUUAUCAUUGUGUUUGAAUUGAUUAUUGAGAUGCUGUUGACUGAGCGCAUAAAUUGAUCUGAUCUUCGAGUGUGUGUUUUCAAGGUUUUAAAUUAGUUAUGUUUAGAAGCCGGCCAAUGUAUAUGUUUUAGCAAGCUAUUUCUUUGUUAUUAUCUUUUGAAUCCUGACUGAAAUAAGCCAAUAUAUGUAUGAGCCACAAUUCAAAAUAUGUGUUUUUGUAGAUUUCUAGCCAUACCUCUAUUCCAUACUCUUCCAUGAUACAUGUAAUUUUGGAGAAUCAUGAGUGUGAAGGAGAAUGUUGCUUAACUGCAAGCCAUAUUUCAUCAUGUCUACAGUGCAUGUGUUAUUGUUAUGGUUGUAUUAAUGUUUGAAUAAAGGUCGAACAAAAAUA